Messenger RNA from Cercospora beticola, 836 nucleotides. RefSeq lists its product as uncharacterized. The record is from RefSeq and is a predicted model, not a curated record. Lineage: Eukaryota; Fungi; Ascomycota; Dothideomycetes; Mycosphaerellales; Mycosphaerellaceae.
CAGCAGCUCACCACAACAACAUCAGAGUCAUGGAGGGCGGCCUCUCACCGACAGAGGAGCGCCUGCUUCAAACCAUCAAGAAACUCAGAGCGCAUAACGAUGAGCUCAUAGCCGAGAAUGAUGCCUUGCACCUCCGUUGCGAGAGGCAGGAAACUACUAUCAAGGACCUCACUGAUGCGUCUUCCAUUCAGCGAUCCGGCCGAGACUCGUCGCACGACUCUUACGCUGUCGUUGCGAGACCUGAUUCUGUCGAGCCGCACUCCGACCACGAGCCAGUGGCGCCAGCGACACCAGACGCGCCCCCUUUCAAGGUGAUGGCCGAAGUCCUCGUACGACAUGACCACCGCCUGACCGAUCUCGAACAACGCCUCAAGGCCCAAGAAGUGGAGACCGAGCAAGCAGAAGUUCGCUUCGCUGCCUCUUGCACUGCGCAAGACUUGCAGCGCCGCGUGCUGUCGCUUGAGGCCAGGCCAAUUUCAGGAGCCAAAGAAGGUUCAGGGAGCAGCAGCAGCGAUCCAGACAGGGAACAGAAGAGAACAAUGAGAGCAGUGGAUCAACUGCGCGAGUUCCAAGACAAGUCCGAAAAGAGAGAAAAGCACUUCCGCGAGAUUGAUAUGGCGGAGACUCGAGAGAGACUGUACCAGCUUUUCAAGAUUCUUAGCCGAAACGAGCAAGAUGGGCAAGUGCGUCGUGCCGGUCCAUUCGAAGGCACCUACGACGACUUCCUGGUACUGCGGGAUCGCGUGGUGCGCCGUCUUGCAGGCCUUGCCGCGUACGACGAGGAGUUCGAGAACGCCACGAAAGCUGUUUUUCGCUGAAGGCCGGCCGUGACUGCG